AUGUUUUGCUAUUUAAAAAUACCUUCUUUCAACAUUUAUGAUGGUCCAGCCAGCGUGUACCUGUCCCCGUCAACAACGUCCUACACGGUAACGGAGGGAGACACUUUGACGGCUAUAACAUGCUAUGCCUAUUGCAACCCAUCCUGUUCGUACACGUGGUCCAGAUCAGGAUCGACGGUCAGCUAUACGGCCACACUGAGCCUCGGUCAGGCGGACAGGGGGGAGGCCGGAUCCUAUGUCUGUAAGGCAAGGAACACGGGAUCAGGUGUCUCAAAAAAUGGACCAGGAGUGAGCGUCACUGUCAGAUAUGGUCCAGACUCGGUGUUUCGGUCCCCAUCUACCAUAUCCUACACGGUGACGGAGGGACACACUUUGAGUGCUAUAACGUGCUAUGCCUAUUGCAACCCAACCUGUACGUACACCUGGUCCAGAUCAGGAUCGACGGUCAGCUAUACGGCCACACUGAACCUUGGUCAGGCUGUGAGAGGGGACGCCGGGUCCUAUACUUGUCAAGCAAGAAACAUGGCAUUAGGUCGAUCAAAGAAUGGAUCAGCAGUGAGCGUGAGUGUCAGAUAUGGUCCAGAAAACAUGUAUCUGUCCCCGUCUACCACGUCCUACACAGUGACGGAGGGACACACUUUGAGUACUAUAAGAUGCUAUGCCACUUGUAACCCAUCCUGUACGUACACGUGGUCCAGAUCAGGAUCGACGGUCAGUUCUACGGCUACACUGAGCCUCGGUCAGGCGGACAGGGGGGAAGCCGGAUCCUAUGUCUGUAAGGCAAGAAAUACGGGAUCAGGUGUCUCAAAGAAUGGACCAACAGUGAGCGUCAAUGUCAGAUAUGGUCCAGAAAACAUGUAUCUGUCCCCGUCUACCACGUCCUACACAGUGACGGAGGGACACACUUUGAGUACUAUAAGAUGCUAUGCCACUUGUAACCCGUCCUGUACGUACACGUGGUCAAGAUCAGGAUCGACGGUCAGCUCUACGGCCACACUGAGCCUCGGUCAGGCGGACAGGGGGGAUGCCGGAUCCUAUGUCUGUAAGGCAAGAAAUACGGGAUCAGGUGUCUCAAAGAAUGGACCAACAGUGAGCGUCACUGUCAGAUACGGUCCAGGCAUCGUGUCUUUGUCCCCGUCUACCACGUCCUACACGGUGACGGAGGGAGACACUUUGACCUCUAUAACAUGCUUUGCCACUUGUAAUCCGUCCUGUUCGUACACGUGGUCCAGAUCAGGAUCGACGGUCAGUUCUACGGCAACACUAAACCUUGGUCAGGCAGUGAGAGGGGAGGCCGGAUCCUAUGUUUGUACGGCAAGGAACACGGGAUCAGGUGUCUCAAAUAAUGGACCAGAAGUGAGCGUCACUGUCAGAGACAGUCCAUACAACGUGUCUCUGUCCCCUCCUACCACGUCCUACACGGUGACCGAGGGAAACACUAUACCGGCUAUAACGUGCUCUGCCAUUUGUUACCCGGCCUGUACGUACACGUGGUCCAGAUCAGGGGUGACGGUCAGUUCUACAGCCACACUGAACCUGCAUCAGGCUGUGAGAGGGGAGGCCGGAUCCUAUGUUUGUCAGGCAAGGAAUCCGUUAUCAGGUCGCUCAAAAAAUGGACCAACAUUGAGCAUCACUGUCAGAUACGGUCCAGGCAUCGUGUCUUUGUCCCCGUCUACCACGUCCUACACGGUGACGGAGGGAGACACUUUGACCUCUAUAACAUGCUAUGCCACAUGCUACCCAUCCUGUUCGUACACGUGGUCCAGAUCAGGAUCGACGGUCAGUUCUACGGCAACACUCAAUCUUGGUCAGGCAGUGAGAGGGGAGGCCGGAUCCUAUGUUUGUACGGCAAGGAACACGGGAUCAGGUGUUUCAAAUAAUGGAUCAGAAGUGAGCGUCACUGUCAGAGACAGUCCAUACAUCGUGUCUCUGUCCCCUCCUACCACGUCCUACACGGUGACCGAGGGAAACACUAUACCGGCUAUAACGUGCUCUGCCAUUUGUUACCCGGCCUGUACGUACACGUGGUCCAGAUCAGGGGUGACGGUCAGUUCUACAGCUACACUGAACCUGCAUCAGGCUGCGAGAGGGGAGGCCGGAUCCUAUGUCUGUCAGGCAAGGAAUCCGUUAUCAGGUCGCUCAAAAAAUGGACCAACAUUGAGCGUCACUGUCAGAUACGGUCCAGAGAACGUGUCCUUUUCCCCAACCCAGACGUCCUACACUGUGACAGAGGGAGACACUAUCAAGGCUAUAACUUGCUCUGCCACGUGUUACCCGUGUACAUACACGUGGUCAAUAUCAGGGGUGACGGUUAGUUCUACAGCUACACUGAACCUCGGCCAGGCGGAGAGAGGAGAGGCCGGUUCCUAUGUCUGUAGGGCAAGGAACUCAGGUUCAGGCAUCUCAAGAAGUGGACCAAGUGUAAUAGUCACCAUCAGAUACGGUCCAGACACAGUGUCUUUGUCCCCAUCAACCACGUCCUACACGGUGACCGAGGGAAACACUAUACCGGCUAUAACGUGCUCUGCCAUUUGUUACCCGGCCUGUACGUACACGUGGUCCAGAUCAGGGGUGACGGUCAGCUCUACAGCCAAACUUGACCUUGGUCAGGCGGAGAGAGCGGAGGCCGGAUCCUAUAUGUGUCAGGCAAGGAACCCUGGAUCAGGUCGCUCAAAGAAUGGACCAACAGUGAAUGUCUCAGUCAAAUGUAUAACAGAACAAAAGUUCACACCAGUUGUUUUUGUAGAUGCACCUGAUGUUGCUAUAAUCCAGUCGACUAAUUUAUUACUCGAAAACACACCACUUGAUCUCCUGUGCAAGGCAUCAGGAGUCCCAGCUGUGUACAACUUCACAGACUUUGUGCAACGAGUGGGUGAUGUGGUGGUCCUAAACAGUCACAUUGAGAGCCCGGGAGUGAUGGAUAGCAUAUCUGUCAACAUUUCCUCCCUCCAACUUCAGGAUACAGGAAUAUACACUUGCUACGUUCAUAAUGAAAUUACUGGCCUCAACAAACAACUCAUUCAGACUGCUUCACAACGAAUUGAUGUCUUAGCAGAGAAUGUGUGA
This is a messenger RNA of Mya arenaria, 3066 nucleotides long. RefSeq names its product carcinoembryonic antigen-related cell adhesion molecule 5-like. NCBI's taxonomy places the organism in Eukaryota, Metazoa, Mollusca, Bivalvia, Myida, Myidae. Gene Ontology annotation, molecular function: cell adhesion molecule binding. Bases 1 to 3066 code for a protein of 1021 amino acids. The record is from RefSeq and is a predicted model, not a curated record. The transcript is spliced from 12 exons. Gene Ontology annotation, biological process: cell-cell adhesion. Gene Ontology annotation, cellular component: cell-cell junction.